AUGGUCUCCGGCGGCGCAGACCCCUCGAUUCACUUCUGGGACCUGGAAUCCAGAGGCUCAGAACUAGGCCAUGUCCACAGAUCCAUCGCCUCGGUCACAAAAUCGUCGCAUAAAGAUGCCCAUACGCACGCCAUCACCUCUGUAUCAAUAUACCCUUUCGACCCAGUCCCUUCGACCAUACUGACAGCCUCGCGUGAUGGGACUCUCAAACUCUCAGCCCUGGAACCCGGCGCCAUCACCCCAGUCCAUACAUUCAAACUCGACUGCACACCAUAUGCCCACUCGAUGUCCUCACACCCCGCUUCACCUCUCCUCAUCGCCGUCGGCACGUCCGAGAGCCCAGUGCGACUACUCGACCUCCGCUCGGGGUUAUCAACCCACGGACUACCCGGACAUUCCUCGUCGGUGCUCUCGGUUUCCUGGGCCCCUCACAGACCCCAUAUCCUGGCAUCCGCAUCGGCCGACCACAGAGUGAUUCUAUUCGAUAUCCGUCGCGGGGGCCACAACUCCGCCAUUGCCGCCCUGGACAUGGACGACGCCGUGGGCUUACUACCAGCACGCAGCGCACCACCCAACUACCAAAGCCGGCCCGCAUUCUCCCCCCACGCACGGGCGCACAACGGCGCCGUGACCGGCGUACGGUGGACCUCCAACGGCUCACACCUGGUAACGACCGGUCAAGACGCGCGGAUCCGCGUGUGGGACGCCUCCACGGGCGCAAACACCCUCGCCCACUUCGGUCCCCGGGUCCGCAACGCCGCGACCUCCCACCUCGCCGAACGGGCACCACUGGUCCUCCCCAAAGGCGUCAUGGGUCCUGGGCAGGAGACGCUGCUGUGGCCUAAUUUCAGCGAGAACGACGACCGCGGGGAGAUCUUUAUGUUCGAGCUGCGGGAAGGGACUUUCAUCAAGCGUCUCAAGGUCCCAGGUCUCAUGGGCGGGCAGCAGCAAUUCCGGGGCCGGUCUAGUGCGCUCAGUGCCGCGAGGAUCAAUUCCCUCGUUUGGCGUGGCAAUGGCGCCUCGGGAGAGGGAGUGGAGAUGUUCUCUGCGCAUGGGGACGGGACGAUCCGUACCUGGGUGUCGAGGGAACCAGAGGGGGAGCCGGACGAGGCUGAGGAAGCGGAGCAAGCGGAUCGGAAACGCAAACGGGAUGUUUUGGAUGAGAUCUACAGAGGGUUUAUCGGACAAGCCUAG
Messenger RNA from Aspergillus bombycis, 1194 nucleotides. RefSeq names its product WD repeat protein. Gene Ontology annotation, molecular function: protein binding. Gene Ontology annotation, biological process: proteasome-mediated ubiquitin-dependent protein catabolic process; transcription-coupled nucleotide-excision repair; protein polyubiquitination. The coding region runs from base 1 to 1194 and encodes 397 amino acids. The record is from RefSeq and is a predicted model, not a curated record. Gene Ontology annotation, cellular component: Cul4A-RING E3 ubiquitin ligase complex; nucleotide-excision repair complex. Lineage: Eukaryota; Fungi; Ascomycota; Eurotiomycetes; Eurotiales; Aspergillaceae. The transcript has a single exon.